Molecule: messenger RNA, 3336 nt
Organism: Purpureocillium takamizusanense
Lineage: Eukaryota; Fungi; Ascomycota; Sordariomycetes; Hypocreales; Ophiocordycipitaceae
Exons: 2
Coding region: 788-3169 (793 amino acids)
Molecular function (GO): protein binding
Source: RefSeq, a predicted model, not a curated record
UCUCUCUCACACGCACGCACGCACGCACGCACGCGAGCGUCCCGACCCUCUCCAUCACCGACGUGCCAAUCUCGUCGUGCAUGCUCGGCGACGUGGCCCGCUUGACUCAGACUCUGACCAGCAGAGUCAGACAAAGCCCAAAAAAACAUAGCAGCCGAAACAUGGCCAUGAGACGCUACCUCCAAAGCGGCCGCCUCUCUGGCACUGCACCAAUUGGUAAGUUGCGGCAAGACGUCACUCUCGUCACUCACGUCACAAUUCAUGGCACUCCUCCCACUCCAUGUUGCGGCUGAGUUUGGACCCCGCCAAACCUUGCCCCGGCUUCCAAAAGGUACGUAGUACGAAUAGUACUUCGUACUACUAUACCUAGCAGCAUUGUUGGGGGCCAAUACUUCGUACCUCAGUACUAAGGUAUUAUACCUUGAGCCACCACGACGACUGCUGAGCUGCUACAACUAAAAGCACCAAUCAUGCCCUCCUACACGGGCAACUAUCGGCCUAUCCGCAUGCCCACUGCCGUCCCUGCAUCAUAAAUUCAUCUCACCUGCUACCAUUAGUAGGUAGUAUUCAUCUACUUUCUCCUGACAGGAAUGAGAUCAGUGCAUCAUUGUCGCCCUCAGAUGCUGCCCUCCCCCCCGGAUGCCCUGUGCUCCUUCCCAAUAAAUAAAUGAAUGAAUAAAACGCACUCCCUCUCGUUUAUUGACCACCCCCGACCUGCAUAUUGAUCCGUUUGCGCUUGCUCCCGUUGCCUGGCGGCCGCCAAAAAAAAAGGCAGCCAACACACGUCAUGGACUUCAAGAUGAUGGCCUUCAAGAUGCACGCCCUGCUCACCACAUCUCCUCUCCUAGGUCGCGGCCCCGACUGGCCCAUGGAACAAAUUCCAGUGGAGAUAUUCGACAUUAUUGUCUCGCACCUCCCUCGCUCCGACGUCAGGGCCCUGCGCCUUGUAUGCAAAGAAUUCGAAGCCAAGGUCUCGGCCAGCUACUUCCGCAAUGUCGUCGUGCCGUUCAAGGCCGAAAUCUACUCGUCCGGAGACAAUGCCUUUUCCGACGGCAUGCGCAUCUUUGAGUCCUUUGGUCCUCAUUUCCGCCGAUUCGCUCUGUUGCUAGAGGUAGACGAGGACGCCCUCGCCGCGCCGCCCAUCAAGCUGACGCAACGGGCCGUACCCGCCUUCUGGGGCAUCUACCGAUGGCCUCAGGAGAAUUACUGCCGUUAUCCCGACCUUGAAGGCAUCGAACUCGCCGCCGACGAGACCCAGGCCAUGGCCGCGGCGCUCAAGUGUCUCUCCAAAGUUCGCAACCUCGGACUCUGCUGCGACGCCGGCUUGGGCUUUCUUCUCGGCCCCGACGUGGUUGCGAGGCGCGCCUUUGCCGCGCAUGGCGUCUUCGGCACUGAAGACUGGCGCCGUAAGAAGGCGUUGCCGUCUCCCAUGCCAUCCCGCUGCCCCAUCGUCGCUAUCAACACCCUGGGACUCAGCACUGGCCGCAGUAUACCGACUGACGCCGCUGCCAUCCAUAAUGAGACGCUGGUCAGGAUGGUAACCGCCGCCGGCUUUUCGGGUCCCAACCAAGUCCAUCAGGCAAUUCGACUGAUGGCCGCCACUGAAGGUACAGCUGUCGAACUCAUUGAACUGGACGGCGUCCCCGCUUGCGCCCCUCCGCGGCCUAGCGAUCCUGACCUCGUCAACGACGAGCCCGUCUCCCGGCUUAUAGAGUCGAGGGCGUCUCAACGAGAGCAAUUCGUGCCCCUAAUCCCAUCUGCUCUCUCGGCUGCUCAGACAGAGAUGCUUCUCGAGUUGGACUGGGCGCACCGUGCCAUGAUCCAGUCGUACGUCAUUGCCCUCAUGGACAACGCCGCGACUGGCGUUUUCGACUACGUUACGACUUUGAGCAUCGCCAAGAUUCCGAGCAGCCACAUCAAGAUCCUGUGCCGUGGCGACCUCUGGCGGAGCCUGCCCCAAGUCAAGCACGUUUCCCUGGGGGUCAUUGCCGACUGGAGGGAGAUUGGCGUUUCAGACGACGGUCGUGUCCUAGACAAAUCUUCAAGUCCUGUCAAUGCCGUGGGCAAGGCGUUUGAGCUGCUCAACUCUUACAUUGGGAGGCAACCCACGAUUGAGAGCAUUCACUUCGAGUGGAUAUGCGGCGGCGAGUUCGGCCCAAGCGCCCACCAGCGCAAUCAGUACAUCCUACCAGCGCCCUUCUUCCGGCACCCAGAAAACAUGGUGAAAGUGGACAGCCCCAAAGCCAACGCCGACGACAUCCUUCGCCUCCCGCACGCCGUACAUCUCUCACUGAAGAACUGUUGGGUAUCCCCCCACGUGAUGCUGCAAGCUCUACGUCAAUUCGCCCUCUCGUCUUUGAAAAAGCUGGAGUUGGAGUCGGUGUCUCUUUCUGGUCCUCCCACCACCACGCCCCAAGAAGCACUUUCCUGGGACCUAGUCCAGACUGGACCCUUCGCAAACGGACACCUCGCUCAGGCUCUUGCGAUGCAGGCUGCUCCUGCCAUGGGUCCUGCCAUGCAUCUCCUCACCAUGUCUGACCCGGACUGGGUGCCUCCCCUGGUGCCCGUUCCAAAUGCGGGUCCCUUGCUCGCCGGCGAUUUUCUGCAGAAGGUGGCAUCCGGCAUCUUAUCGUGGUCUGGGCUCAUCGGAUAUUUCUCUCCUGACCCGGGGUUCUGGCAGAGACGAAGACAGGAUGCCCGUCUAUGGGACGACAACGUUGAGGCGAUGGAGGCGGCUGGUCAUCCUUUGCUGACCUACCUGCCGCUAAAUACCCUGCUUCGUCCAUCAGGUAAGCGAAACCAGCUGAGAGUUUUAUCGCUCAAAUCAUGUGGCUACGUCUCCAUCGACCAAACGCACAUCGAUACGCGUUCCGUGGUGGGCAGCAGCUGGCGCGACGGCUUGCCUAAAGUGAAAAGCAAUGAGACACCGUUCCCCGCCACCCACAUGCAGCAUUGCAAAGAUUCUUUGCUGGGGCUCAUCACUCCCCACCUUCCCCCUCAGGAUCGCGACAAUCUGCAGCACGGCUUCGGCAUGAUCUUCGGAUGGGAGGGCGUCUACGACAGACGCAUCAUACAAGACGCCAAAAAGGAUGGCAUCGAGAAGCCCGGCGCGGGGCGCUUCUCUGGCGUUGUCAAGUGCGGGCCGACUGCGCGACCCUAUUUCCAAUAAGCGGCCAUCCCAAUGUGGCUGGUCUGAGGCGCAGGGCCGAUGCCGCAAUUAUAUAUAUAUAUAUUCCCCGCAGCUAUUGAACAUAGGCUUGCUAGAGCGGUCUCUUAGGUAGCAAAAGUAAGUGCAUUCUAGCUGUAGCUAUAGUCUAAAAAUACUAUAUUAAAGAC